Adineta steineri is the source of this 1485-nucleotide messenger RNA. Lineage: Eukaryota; Metazoa; Rotifera; Eurotatoria; Adinetida; Adinetidae. The record is from the annotation of a GenBank genome assembly.
AUGGCUACUGGAAUAUCUUCAAAUCGAUGUUCGAUAUGUGAGAAGAAUGCAGCUAUGUGCAAUUGUAUCGGAUGUAAAGCAUUCUUUUGUAUGAAGCAUUUUAAUGAACAUCGUCAACAGUUAACAAUACAAUUCGAUGUUGAUGUUGUGGAAGCUCAUGAUAAACUACUCGAACAAAUCAAUCAAAUGGAAGAAUUAAAGAAUACAUCGUCUGAUCUUUUUUCUACAAUUGAUCAAUGGGAAAGUUCAACAAUUGAAAUAGUCAAAAGAACAGCUGAUAGAGCUCGUCAACAACUCACUCAAUUACUUGAUAAUGAAAAAGAAGCAUUGAGAAAACAAUUUGAUAGUUUAACACAAGAAAUUCGUCGUCGACGUGAAGAAGAUGAAUUUGCUGAAAAUGAUCUUAGACAGUUUCGAGAGAGAAUCAAUAAAUUACAACAAUCGUUGAAACAACUUGCUCAACCAAAUAACAUUGACGUCAUUGCAUCUCAAAUUGGCCAAGUCGAUUGGAAUCGUCUUAUCUACGUUGAGAAACAAAAAGAAAAAGUUUUACCACGUUCGGCUCACACUGAUAUUGAUGCAAUAUGGAUCAAUAAUGGAAUUACUGUAGCUGGAGGCAAUAAACAAGGAAAUGGAUUAAAUCAACUGAAUAGUCCACAAGGAAUAUGUGUUGAUAAUGAAGAUCAAAGUAUUUAUAUUACUGAUUGGUGUAAUCAUCGUAUUAUCAAAUGGAAAUCGAAUGAGAAAAAUGGACAAGUCGUUGCUGGUGGAAAUGGACAAGGAAAUCAAAUGAAUCAAUUAAGUAAUCCAUUGGAUAUAAUUAUCGAUAAAGAAAGUGAUAAUCUUAUUAUCUGUGAUUCUGGCAAUCAUAGAGUCAUGUUAUGGUCUUGUCGAAAUGCUUCUACUGGUAGAGUAAUCAUUUCUAAUAUCGAUUGUCGAGGUUUAGCAUUAGAUACGAAUGGAUUUCUUUACGUUUCCGAUCACAAAAAGAAUGAAGUUAGACGAUGGCGAAUAGGAGAAUCUGAAGGCAUAGUAGUUGCCGGUGGAAAUGAAAAAGGCAAUCGUCUCGAUCAACUCAAUGGUCCUCAAGGUGUAUUUGUCGAUCGAGAUCAUUCCGUAUAUGUAUCAGAUAUGAAUAAUUAUCGUGUUAUGAAAUGGAUGGAAGGUGCAAAAGAAGGCAUUGUCGUAGCUGGCGGUCAGGGAAAAGGAAAUAAUCCUACACAAUUGUCAUCACCCUAUGGAGUUAUCGUCGAUCAAUCUGACACAGUCUAUAUUGUAGACUGCGGUAAUCAUCAAAUAGUACGAUGGCCUAAUGGAGCUAUAGAAGGCAAUGUUGUCGUUGGUGGAAAUGGUUGCGGGGAUAAAACAAAUCAAUUAAAUUAUCCUGUAGGCUUUUCAUUCGAUCAAUUUGGCAAUCUUUAUGUUUCUGAUAAUGGCAACCAUCGAAUAAAAAAAUUCAAUAUUCUUUCGAGUACUUGUCAAUGA